This is a messenger RNA of Myzus persicae (green peach aphid), 1340 nucleotides long. RefSeq lists its product as uncharacterized. The transcript has 4 exons. The coding region runs from base 127 to 699 and encodes 190 amino acids. The record is from RefSeq and is a predicted model, not a curated record. Lineage: Eukaryota; Metazoa; Arthropoda; Insecta; Hemiptera; Aphididae.
UCAGAUAAACAAAAUAAUGAAAUACGUUGUUAUGUGUUACAAUAUGAUUAGUUUUCUGGUAUAUCAUCGUCCAUAAAGUUCACUACUUAAAUAAUUAGUUUUGUGAUAGUUUAAACACUAAAUAAAAUGGAUGUGAAAGAGCUCUGUUUCUAUGAUGAUCAUCAGAACAAUGGAAAUGGGCUAUCGGAUCAAGGCAAGUCAACAGCUGAUUUUAAUGGAGAAACCACAAUAAAUGAUGACUGUUAUGUGAAUAAAGGAUUUAAUGAUUCAAAUAGUCUAAAAGAAGAAUUCUCCAAUAAGAUUGAGGAAGAUCCAAAUCAACUAUCUAAAAGUGUGAUUAUAAUUUCUGAUAGACCUCCAUUGACGACGCAAGAUGGGUACGUCAAUAAUGCAUUCGAAGAUGGUCCUCAGAAAGCAGAUAAGGUGAAUGAUAAACAUAACGGGACGGUGCCACGGGCACAUGACGUCACUGCCAUUACUUGCUCUACAAUAGAGAACCAAAUUACAAAACUGGAUGAAGACAAUAAUGGAUUGGUGGCCGUUAAUUUGGAAACGAAAGAAAAGAAGUGGAAAGUACAAUCUGUCGGAUGGGAUUCAAAUAAGAGUAUAAUGCUUUUGGGUUUGGUAUUGGCUUUUGAUGUAUGGGCAGCAAUAUUUGUUUGUUUUAAAACAAACCUAUUCCCAAAUAUUUUGAAUUAAAUUAGUACUGGUAUCUAAUGUAUUCAAUAAUAACUAUCACGUUAAAUUAAUAAAAUUUUAAUAUCUAUACGAUAAUUGUAUACUUAAAAUAAAUUAAAUGUUUUUUACAUUUUAAUUGUUUAUUUUAAUAAUCUACUUCAAUAAAUUGUAAUAGGAUAUUUAAAAAAUGAGUUAAUUAUUAUGAAAUUAAGGUAAAUUUUGCAUAUUGUCUAAUUUUAGAGGUUAUAAAUGUUAGUACUUGGUAGAUGUAUUUAGAUUAUUUAGAAUAUUUUCAACUGAAACCAUUAGACAAUUUAAAAUCAAUCCCCACUUAAACAUUGCGUAGCGCAUUAUCGUAUGUUUGGAGAGAUUCCUAGAUAAAUAUUAUGAAUGUAAAUAUGUAAAUAAUACAAUUAACACAGCCACGAAAUAUCUAGUUAUAUCAAUUCAAAAAUAUUUUAAUAGACCACUUUAAAAUUCAAAAUUAUUUAAGUAGCAAAUUUAAAUAAAUCAAUACAUUACGACAUUGUUCACUUUGAGUGGAUGUUAUUAAUAUAGAUACUCAUAAAAUCAAUUCUUUUUUUGAUAAACUGCUGAAAAUAUUGAAUUUAUUUUUUCCUCAAAUUAAUAGCUUUCAUACUGUUCAAAAUGUUAAUAAUAAA